CUGCCGAGUGGAGGGCAGCGGCAGCUGCAGAGCGGAGGGCAGCAGGAGCUGCAGAGCGAAGGGCAGCAGGAGCUGCAGAGCGGAGGGCAGCAGCAGCUGCAGAGCGGAGGGCAGCAGCAGCUGCAGAGCGGAGGGCAGCAGCAGCUGCCGAGCGGAGGGCAGCGGGAGCUGCAGAGCGGAGGGCAGCAGCAGCUGCAGAGCGGAGGGCAGCAAGAGCCGGUUUGGGUGUUGGAUGUGGAGAUGGCGGACGAGGCUUGCACCGAUGAGCUGGAAUCAAGCCCCAUGGAGGGGGAGAAUGCCAACCCUGAUUCCCCGGACCAAGCGGAAAGGCCCCGAGCCGGAGGGCAGCAGGAGCUGCCGAGCGGAGGGCAGCGGCAGCUGCCGAGUGGAGGGCAGCGGCAGCUGCAGAGCGGAGGGCAGCAGGAGCUGCAGAGCGGAGGGCAGCAGGAGCUGCAGAGCGGAGGGCAGCAGCAGCUGCAGAGCGGAGGGCAGCAGCAGCUGCAGAGCGGAGGGCAGCAGCAGCUGCCGAGCGGAGGGCAGCGGGAGCUGCAGAGCGGAGGGCAGCAGCAGCUGCGGAGCGGAGGGCAGCAAGAGCCGGUUUGGGUGUUGGAUGCGGAGAUGGCGAACGAGGCUUGCACCGAUGAGCUGGAAUCAAGCCCAAUGGAGGGGGAGAAUGCCAACCCUGAUUCCCCGGACCAAGCGGAAAGGCCCCGAGCGCGGGGCCGGGGCCGGAGGCGACGGGCAACCAAACUGCAGUAG
This is a messenger RNA of Closterium sp. Naga37s-1, 759 nucleotides long. NCBI's taxonomy places the organism in Eukaryota, Viridiplantae, Streptophyta, Zygnematophyceae, Desmidiales, Closteriaceae. The record is from the annotation of a GenBank genome assembly.